CGCCAAAAACCUUUCAUCCAAAAUAUUUAUAAUUGCCAACCACAUAUUUCUGCUGUAAUGAUCUAUCGUUUGUGUUGAAAAUAUAGGGUGUUCUUCCCAAGUUGAACCAUGGUUAUGGGCUCAGUGAUCAUGGACGAAGCUACUACCUUGGCUGAAAUGGCUCAUCGUGAAUAUCAAACGGGGAACUAUAAUCGAGCAGAACAACUGUGUAUGCAGUUAUGGAGAAGAGAUCCGUCUAAUACUGGUGUAUUACUUUUGUUAUCCUCAAUUCACUUUCAGUGUCGUCGAAUGGACAAAUCAGCUCAUUUUAGUACGCUGGCUAUAAAACAAAACCCUGUCCUUGCCGAGGCUUACUCAAAUCUUGGGAAUGUCUACAAAGAACGAGGACAGUUAAAAGAUGCUUUGGACAAUUACAGACACGCGGUUAAAUUAAAACCUGAUUUUAUCGAUGGCUAUAUCAAUUUAGCAGCAGCGUUGGUUGCUGCUGGUGACCUGGAAGGAGCCGUUCAAGCUUAUGCUACAGCACUUCAAUACAAUCCGGAUUUGUUUUGUGUUAGGAGUGAUCUAGGUAACCUUUUGAAGGCUCUUGGAAGACUAGAAGAGGCCAAGGCAUGUUAUCUAAAAGCAAUUGAAACUCAGCCAAACUUUGCUGUUGCUUGGAGCAACCUGGGGUGUGUAUUUAAUGCUCAAGGAGAAAUUUGGUUGGCCAUACAUCAUUUUGAAAAGGCUGUUCAGCUUGACCCAUCAUUUCUUGACUCCUACAUAAAUCUCGGGAAUGUCCUAAAAGAAGCAAGGAUAUUUGACAGAGCUGUUGGUGCAUAUCUCCGAGCGUUGCAAUUAAGCCCGAAUAAUGCCGUCGUUCAUGGAAAUUUAGCUUGUGUCUACUAUGAACAAGGUCUUACUGAUUUGGCCGUUGACACUUAUCGCAGAGCUAUUGAAUUACAACCAAACUUCCCUGAUGCUUAUUGCAAUCUUGCAAAUGCCUUAAAAGAACAGGGAAAGACCGAUGAAGCUGAGGAUUGUUAUAAUAUUGCCCUUCGACUGAAUCCAUCUCAUGCAGAUUCGUUGAACAAUCUUGCAAACAUAAAACGAGAGCAAGGUUUUAUAGAAGAAGCUAUCAAGCUGUAUUGCAAAGCGCUUGAGGUGUUUCCUGAGUUUGCUGCUGCUCAUUCCAAUCUUGCUAGUAUAUUACAGCAACAAGGAAAACUUCAAGAUGCCCUCAUGCACUAUAAAGAAGCAAUUAGAAUUCAUCCAACAUUUGCGGAUGCUUACUCGAAUAUGGGUAACACACUUAAAGAAAUGCAAGACAUUCAGGGAGCAAUCAACUGUUACAGUCGUGCAAUUCAGAUUAAUCCAGCAUUUGCUGACGCACACAGCAAUCUAGCCUCGGUUCACAAGGAUGCUGGUAAUAUAUCGGAAGCGAUCCAGUCAUACAAAACAGCUUUGAAACUCAAACCAGAUUUUCCCGAUGCGUAUUGUAAUUUGGCCCACUGCUUGCAGAUCAUUUGUGAUUGGACGGAUUAUGAAACAAGAAUGAAGAAAUUGAUAAAUAUUGUAAAUGAUCAGCUGGAGAAGAAUCGUCUGCCAUCCGUUCACCCGCAUCAUAGCAUGUUGUACCCUUUGACCAGUGACGUACGAAGGAAGAUUGCUAACAGACAUGGAAACUUGUGCAUUGAAAAGGUAGCACUUUUAAAAAGGCAACCAUACAAAUAUCCGAAAGAUUUGAAGAGUAGCGACGGUCGUUUGAGGAUUGGCUAUGUUUCCAGUGACUUUGGUAAUCAUCCAACAUCUCAUCUCAUGCAGAGUAUUCCUGGUUUUCAUGAUAGAUCGAAUGUUGAGAUAUUCUGUUACACGCUUACUGGUGAUGACAACACAAGUUUCUUCAAGAAGAUAUCCCGUGAUGCCGAUCACUUUAUCGAUUUAUCUCAGAUACCGUGUCACGGCGCAGCUGCAGACCGCAUCAAUGCUGACGGGAUUCAUAUUCUCAUCAAUAUGAAUGGCUACACAAAGGGAGCAAGAAACGAGAUAUUCGCCCUGAAACCGUGUCCUAUUCAGGUCAUGUGGUUAGGUUAUCCUGGCACAAGUGGCGCGCCAUAUAUGGAUUACAUCCUGACUGAUCGCAUAACGUCCCCACCAGAACACAGCAGUUCUUAUUCAGAGAAGUUUGCGUACAUGCCAAAUACCUUCUUCGUUGGUGACCACAAGCAGAUGUUCCCGCAUCUCAUGCAACACUUGCGUACCUUCGGUGAGAAUCAAGCCAAUCCCCAGUCCACUCCUCAUACCUCGCAAUCCUCGCAAAAAUUCAAGUUUUUACCAGAAGUUGACGUGAAUCUUCACGAUAAGGUCGCGAAGUUGGUGGAUUACAAGAGUCGAGAUUAUGUUGGAUGUAAGGAUAGUGGUGAACGUGUUCCGUCUGUGUGGCCUACGACAUCAAGAUCUCAGUAUGGUCUACCCGAGGACUGCUUUGUCUACUGUAAUUUCAAUCAACUUUACAAGAUUGAUCCAAUCACACUCAAGAACUGGGUGAAUAUUCUAAAACAAGUGCCGAAUAGUGUUUUGUGGUUGCUGCGUUUCCCAGCCGUUGGUGAGCCAAAUAUUAAGGCCCAUGUGCAAGCUCUUGGGCUUCCCGCUGAUCGUGUUAUCUUUUCACCUGUCGCCCCGAAAGAAGAACACGUUCGUAGAGGACAGUUAGCAGAUGUAUGCCUAGACACACCACUGUGUAAUGGUCAUACAACUGGUAUGGAUGUAUUGUGGGCUGGCUGUCCCAUGGUCACCUUACCGCUUGAUACCUUGGCAUCUCGUGUGGCAGCGUCGCAACUUCAUGCUUUACGAGUUCCCGAACUUGCCGCUAAAUCAAGGGAAGAUUACGAAAAUAUCGCCAUCAGGCUUGGAACUGACAGUGACUAUUAUGCUGACGUAAAGAGACGAGUGUGGAACGGGAGAUUGGAAAGUCCACUGUUCAACAUCCGACAAUAUGCCCGCGACAUGGAAACAGUUUAUGCAAAGAUGUGGAACAGAUACUCGAAUAAUUUAGGUGCAGAUCACAUCUUGGACUGAGUGACCCGUGGAACUGUGCGUCGUAGUAGAGUAACGCUACAUGUUGUUAUAACGCCAUUCUCUUGAGAUGUUCAGGGUGUUAAAGGCGUGAUUCAGAGGUGCCAGCCCCUAUCUUGACCCCACUGGAAAUGAUGUUAGGAUACCAAUAAGGCCAAAAUAUGCACUUCGCUGUAUAGAAAUUAUUUUUAACUGUAACCGUAUGCACGCGUAUAAACAGUUAUGCUUAAGUAUAUGUGAUGUGCUUGCGCAAUCAUAGCUGUAUAUAUAUAUUAUAAUAUUUUAUCUGAAGAACUAUUGAAAUAUGGCAUUUAAAAUUGCUUUUUUUAAUACGAUUGCAAAUGUUUA
Dendronephthya gigantea is the source of this 3402-nucleotide messenger RNA. Its product is annotated as UDP-N-acetylglucosamine--peptide N-acetylglucosaminyltransferase 110 kDa subunit-like. The transcript has 17 exons. The record is from RefSeq and is a predicted model, not a curated record. Lineage: Eukaryota; Metazoa; Cnidaria; Anthozoa; Malacalcyonacea; Nephtheidae. Gene Ontology annotation, molecular function: protein N-acetylglucosaminyltransferase activity; protein binding. Gene Ontology annotation, biological process: protein O-linked glycosylation. Bases 109 to 3057 code for a protein of 982 amino acids.